AUGGGAGACUUGCAGCCAGCAGUGGUAAUCGACAACGGAUCGGGUCUGAUCAAAAUUGGACUUGCAGGCGAUAAAGAACCUAGAUUUAUAUACACCAAUGUGAUAGGUAGGGCUAAAGCCAAAUCUAUAAUGAUUGGUGCGGGACAGAAGGACUAUUACGUUGGAGAAGAGGCACAGCAGAAGAGGGGUAUUCUAUCAAUAAAGUACCCAGUGGAGCACGGUGUUGUCUUAUCUUGGGAUGACAUGGAGAAGAUCUGGAAAAAUGUCUACGACAAUGACCUGAAGAUUAAAUCUACUGAAAGACCUGCUAUUUUGACAGAAGCCCCACUUAACCCUUUGACUAACAGGGAAAAGAUGUGUUCUGUUCUCUUUGAAAACUUCCAGGUACCAGCAUUUUAUGUGGCAAUCCAAGCCGUGCUUGCCCUUUAUGCGUCUGGACGCACCUCUGGGUGCGUAAUGGACUCUGGAGAUGGUGUUACACACACUGUACCUGUCUACGAAGGUUACUGCCUCCCCCACGCAGUAUUGAGGUUAGAUUUGGCCGGCAGGGAUCUGACGGAUUAUCUUAUGAGGAUUCUGACAGAAAGCGGGGUCACGUUUGUGAGCACUGCUGAAAAGGAAAUCGUGAGAGAGAUCAAGGAGAAGAUUUGUUAUGUUGCGGUGGACAUAGCGGCCGAGAUGGCCAAAUCAAAAGAAGACUGUGCAAAAGAUUACAAACUUCCAGAUGGGAAGGUGAUUAAGGUGCACAACCAGAUGUUCAGGACCCCAGAAACUCUCUUCCAGCCAUCUAAUAUCGGCAUGGAAGCGCCAGGGAUCGACAAACUCUUAUUCAACACGAUCAUGAAAUGUGACAUCGAUCUAAGAGUCACUCUCUACAGCAAUGUUAUUCUAUCAGGUGGAUCCAGUCUCUUCGAAGGCAUGGAAGCUCGGAUAGCCAAAGAGAUGACCUUAAUGGUCCCCGCUGGGACUCCAGUCAAGGUGUUUGCCCCACCUGAAAGGAAAAUAUCCGUUUGGAUGGGAGGCUCGAUUCUGUCUUCGCUCUCCUCCUUCGGUCAGAUGUGGAUCACCCCUGCUGAGUUUAAAGAAGUCGGGGCUAACAUUGUGCACAGAAAGUGCUUCUAA
This is a messenger RNA of Polyodon spathula (Mississippi paddlefish), 1122 nucleotides long. RefSeq names its product actin-85C-like. Lineage: Eukaryota; Metazoa; Chordata; Actinopteri; Acipenseriformes; Polyodontidae. The transcript has a single exon. Bases 1 to 1122 code for a protein of 373 amino acids. The record is from RefSeq and is a predicted model, not a curated record.